Messenger RNA from Oryza brachyantha (malo sina), 2186 nucleotides. Its product is annotated as rRNA (cytosine-C(5))-methyltransferase NOP2C. The record is from RefSeq and is a predicted model, not a curated record. Gene Ontology annotation, biological process: RNA methylation. The transcript is spliced from 12 exons. Gene Ontology annotation, molecular function: RNA binding; methyltransferase activity. NCBI's taxonomy places the organism in Eukaryota, Viridiplantae, Streptophyta, Magnoliopsida, Poales, Poaceae. Bases 120 to 1880 code for a protein of 586 amino acids.
AGUGCAAGUGUAAACCCCGCAGAAACCCUCGCAAACCCCAGACGGCGGCCGUGGUCGUCUCCGGCCGCCUCACCCUCCCCCAUCCGCGCGAUCAGCUCGAGCCCCCGCCACCGCCACGGAUGGAUCCCUCCGCCUCCUCCUCUCCCGCGGCAGCGGCCGCGGCGGCUGAGGACCGGUACACGUACAGCCCGAGGCUGCGGUGGCACCCGGAGGUGGAGGAGUACUUCGCCGCCGCCUACGGCCGCGACCGCUUUGCCCGGAUCUCCGAAGCCCUCGCGCAUCCUUCUCGUUAUUCUUGUAUCCGUGUCAAUACCCUGAAGUCUUCCACUGAUGCUGUCAUGCAUAAACUGGUGAAUUUGGUAGAUCAAAAUGGACUCUGUGGUGGAAUUAAUGGUUUGGAGAUAGCUCAGAAGAAUGGUGGAGAGCAAGCACCUGAAGGGAGCUCUCUUGUGCAUAAGUGCCCAUAUUCUGGCCUUGAAAACGUUUUGUUUGUACAAGGCUCAGGACCCCAUGCACUGCGUUAUGAUAGCCAACCUAACCAAUCUAUCAAGGAAGUGAUUGUAAGUCGAAAAUGUGCAGAGUCGGUUCUUAGAGGAGCUCAGGUCUAUAUCCCAGGAGUUUUAGCUUGCAGCUCACAUGUUGAAAAGGGUGACAAGGUUGCAGUGUCAGUCGCUAUUGAACAGCCUGCUGAGGAUGGUGGUUGGACUGUUGGUAUAACUCGAGGAACUGUUUUACAGGGAUUGCAGUCAGAUGCACAUUAUGAAGAAAGGAAGGGUUUGUAUAUUGGUCAAGGGAUAACGGCAAUGUCAAGGUCCGGAAUAUUUCGUGUUCCUCAUGGAGUUGCAGUUGAGAUGACUGAGAGGGUAUACAAGCUUCCAUCUUUCAAUGAUGUGCUUGAAGGGGAGAUAUUUCUUCAAAAUUUGCCAAGUGUUGUGGCUGCUCGCGUCCUUGAUCCCCAGCCUGGAGAGCGGAUUCUGGACAUGUGUGCUGCCCCAGGUGGGAAAACAACAGCAAUUGCUAUCCUUAUGAAAGACCAAGGAGAAAUUGUGGCCCUAGAUAGAUCUCACAACAAGGUGAUGGACAUUUUGAAGUUGGCUGCUGAGAUGGACCUAAACUGUAUAAAAGCUUAUAAGCUUGAUGCUCUCAAAUCUGUACGGAAGACCAAUGAGGCAAAUAAUACUGGCAUGGCAAGUAACUGCACUGACACAAUUGUGACACUGGUGGACUCUGAGCCUUGUCAUACUAAAGUUGAUGCCGGGAUUACUAAUGCCAGUGAAGACAGCUCCAUUAUAUCAGUCACGCAGAUCGAUAACAAAAGACCAGAUGAUAAAAGAUAUGUUAGCAAGGUGGACCUCAGGAAGAACUUAAGGCGAAUAAGGAACGGACCAGGAAGAAAUAACUGCUCAGGUGGUAGAGUUCAAAAUUCAAAAGGAUUUUUGCCCAAUAGCUUUGACCGUGUCCUCCUUGAUGCUCCAUGUUCUGCCCUUGGCUUAAGGCCUCGCCUCUUUGCUGGUGAGGACACACUGGAAUCAUUGAGAAAUCAUGCGAGGUACCAGAGAAGAAUGUUUGAUCAAGCUGUCAAGCUAGUACGCUCUGGUGGGGUGAUUGUUUAUUCCACGUGUACUAUAAAUCCAGGAGAGAAUGAAGCUUUGGUCAGAUAUGCGUUGGAAACGUACAAGUUUUUGUCACUUGGAUCACAGCACCCCAAAGUUGGAGGACGUGGUAUUGUUGGUUCGUGUGAGCUAUUGAACAAGACAUAUACCGAGGAAUGGUUAACGGAGCAUGAAUCAGAACUUGUCCAGAGAUUUGACCCAUCAUCAUCCUUGGAUACAAUUGGUUUCUUCAUUGCAAAGUUUGAUGUUGGGCAGAAAGAGUCUUGACUGAUGAAAAGGUUCAUUUCUGAUUCUGCACUAUGGAACUAAUGUUCCUGACUAUAGUAUCAUUAACAAUUUCUCGCAGUUAGAUCGUUUCAUCUCCCCAAGGGUUUUCAGGAUGAAUGGGAACCAAUAUCCAUCAUCUCUGGUUUCCCACAAAUUUGUGCUCGACUGCUAAAAAUUAAAUUAUUCAUUGUCCAAUGGAUUAUUGUUCGUUGUAAUGAAAUACCAAGGGUGACUGGUUGAAACAUUUGUAAACCCACAAUGAUACAAUGAUACAACGGCUCGGCAUUUCUUAAUAAUGUUCUUCAU